Messenger RNA from Eurytemora carolleeae, 1829 nucleotides. Its product is annotated as transient receptor potential cation channel protein painless. The transcript is spliced from 18 exons. The record is from RefSeq and is a predicted model, not a curated record. Bases 186 to 1829 code for a protein of 547 amino acids. Gene Ontology annotation, molecular function: protein binding. NCBI's taxonomy places the organism in Eukaryota, Metazoa, Arthropoda, Copepoda, Calanoida, Temoridae.
CUCCCUUUAAAAAUAGUAAUCAUGAUUCCCUUUUCGGAAAUUACAUUGAUAAUUUCUUUUUAUGGAAAAUCAAAAUCAAUUAUCGGCAAAUUAUUAAAAUAUGAACAAAUUUAUUUUGAUAAAUUUAUUUGAAUUUCUACGAGAGCUAGCAUUGAGUUGGGUAUAGUGAUUGGAUACAGAACAAAAUGGCUGACCAGGCGGGGAUGGGAGGGAAGUUCAACGCACAGGAAUGCGUCAGGAUGGACAGUUUAAAAUGCGUCAGUAAACCUCAGGAGAAGGCAUUACUGUACAUGCAAAAGAAAGAUUUACAAGGAUUUACUGACUUUAUCAACACACAAGAGGUAGAGGAUGGUGCUGGUGAGCUGACCCAUUGGAUAAAUCAGCCAGUUGACGAGGAAGGGGCCAACCUGGUGGAGAUAGCUGUAAGAGAUGGACUACUGGGUGAGCUACGAGCCCUCCUAGGUUGCGGGGCUCGAAUUGACCUAGUGGGAGCAGGAAGCGGGUUGACCCCUCUUCACGUAGCGGUCAAACAUAAUAGAAACAACAUACUCAAACUUCUGAUAGAAUCAAGACCUGAAGUUGAUAUAAACAUAGUUUCCAGUUCUUUUACUGGUGGUUAUACACCCCUACAUACUGCUGCAGAGAUUAAUAAUAUUCAGGCUUUACAGUUCAUACUUCAACACGAUGAUGUUGAUGUUGAUGCGAAGGAUAUCCGAGGUUCUGUGACCCCUCUUCUGCUGGCGGUCAAAGGAAAGCAUAUCCAGGCCGCUAGAUGUCUCAUUGAGAAUGGAGGGAACCUUGACCAUAAAGCAGGACCUAAAACAAUUCGUCAGCAUAUAAUCUCCGAUCUACCUGACCUCCAGCUACCCAUAGAGGUCAAGAGGUCAAGAGCUUUAAACCUGGAGGUCGUGGAUAAUAUUUUCAUGCUUUUGAAGAACACUGAGUUGGGUUCAACUGAAUACUCAGCACAAUUUGGACAGUUUAAAACAUAUAUGAGCUGUUUCCGGAAGGUGAGUGAGCAGGAUAUGGUGAAGGUUGUCUACCUGGCUUGUGAGAAGGGUCUAUGGGAGCAUAUCAGCCUUCUCUUGGAGAAUAAAAUAAACCCUGAUUGCUGUCCCCAUGGUAUUCUUGAAGCAGGCUUCUAUGGGCAUUUCAAGGUUUUGGAGAUUUUCAAAAAGUUUGGGGCGAAUUUUGGAAUAAGUAAAGAAAAAGAGACAUUGCUGCACAGGGUGUUGAGAAUGGAAUAUCAGAACAGAAAUAAAGAGGAUUUUGAAAAAUGUUUAAAAGUACUAAUCGGGAAUCCACAGGAUAGAGUUGGGUUGUGUAUGAAAAGAUUGAUUAACCGAAUGGAUGGAUUCGGAAAUACAGCUCUACACUACGCUACGCAAUAUUGGACACAGAUAACUGUGAGGGAGUUACUUGAGUUAGGAGCUAAUAUUGGUAUGAAGAACGAGUGGGGGGAACUACCUAUAUCAAGGAUACGUCCUGACACAAUGGAACAGUUUCUAGAUGAUUUCUGUUUAACUAGUUCAGGAGAUAUUGUGCAAGAGAACUUUCAAAUCACAUUCAGAUAUGAUUUCCUGGCACCCAACGAGGAUGCCCUGCCUGAGAAGUUUCGAGGUCGUAAUCUCGAGGACGCAAAGGAAAACCUUAUCAUUGACAAAGAUAUUGGGGAGAGAAGAGCAGCUCUACCUGAAACUGAACCAUUAUGGUACAUGAGCAGGAGUAAAGAACACAGGUUUCUACUGAAGCAUCCUGUAAUAACAAGUUUCCUCUGGUACAAGUGGGGUAGACUGCGUACAUACUUUAAUAGAAAUCUCAGGUACUAA